Messenger RNA from Aspergillus calidoustus, 387 nucleotides. The record is from the annotation of a GenBank genome assembly. NCBI's taxonomy places the organism in Eukaryota, Fungi, Ascomycota, Eurotiomycetes, Eurotiales, Aspergillaceae.
AUGUGCGCGACAUUAUUUGAGAGCUGGGGCAAGAUUCCGGCUGCUCGAGAGGAGUCUACGCUUGGUGAUGGUAUUUGGUUCGACAACCACACCAAUGCGUUGACCGAAAGCCAGGCUGAAUUAGACGCAAAUAAUCCUCAUAUUUCACGCCGUCCGCGGCCCGACCAAUUUUGCAUUCACCGCGUGUGCGGUAGCACCAAUUCCCUCCUCGCCGUUGAAUAUAAGCCACCGCAUAAACUUUCCGUGGAGACCCUCCGGGCAGGAGUACGACCGAUGGAAUUGUGGGAAGAGAUGGUCAAAUGCAACGCAGUGCCUACGGACCCUAUGGAGAAACUUAGAUACGAAUGGAUCGUCCAAUUCCAGCUCUCAAACUUGACUAUUGUGUAA